Molecule: messenger RNA, 235 nt
Organism: Funneliformis geosporum
Lineage: Eukaryota; Fungi; Glomeromycota; Glomeromycetes; Glomerales; Glomeraceae
Source: the annotation of a GenBank genome assembly
AAAAGCAAGAAGUGAUAAGAAAGGUACAACCUGUAAACGUUGUGGACGAGAAUAUUCAACUCCUCAAAAACUUCGUGAGCAUCUUAAGCGAAAAAAUCUAUGCAAACCAUUACAAAAGCAGAAGGAAGUAGCUUCUAUUCAAACGCUAAUUCAGGUGCCUAUCCAAGCUUCUGAAAUCAAUGCACAGGUAGAAAGCUCUAGUGUAAAUAAGAGCAAUAAGGAAAAGCCACAUGUG